GUGUUUGCUGAAAACACGUCCCUCGACUACCUCUCUAUGUGGUCCCUCCUUCCUUGGCUUUUCGUCACAAGCGCGGGGGCUGCCGGGAGCGGAAGACAUGUUUUGUGAUCAUAAUGGAGGUAAACAUAUUCGCCAAGACCGUUUGUAGAAUUGUUUUCUAUUCUUAUUUCAAUAAUAGACAUGGCACUUUCUGAAUCAGAACGGGUGGAGUGCGGAACACAGCUGGUUUAUACAAGUUAAUUUAUUUGGCCCCGAAUCACUACUGGAACUUUGACUUCUUACCACGGAAUUCUCAUUUUCGUUUUCGGGUUACUCUCACUUAGCUGGCUAACGUUAGCCGUUUGUUUAUGUAGCCACACAAACGAACAGCAUCUGUACCCCGGCCAAGGCAGUGGGGCUGACAGGUGAGUAAUGCGUUUUGGUUCACCCAGAGAAGAUGGAAUCCACCCACAGCCGACUGCUGUUGGCCCUGGUGAUGGUCCUGCUCUUUGGCGUUAUCGUACUACAAUACGUAUGCCCAGGUACAGACUGCCAACUGCUUCGCCUGAGUUCAUUGUCCUCCAAAUUGGGCGACAGUGCGUCCCGCGGCGGAGGGGACCGUAACUAUGGAGACAGUGGGGACCCAUAUGUUGCAGAAGACAGAACCUUGGUCCGAUUUGUACCGCGCUUUAACUUCACUGCGGGCGACCUAAACAGGUCCGUCGAUUUCAAUAUUAAGGGCGACGACGUAAUUGUCUUUCUGCACAUUCAAAAAACCGGAGGCACUACGUUUGGUCGCCACCUGGUGCGUAACAUUCAGCUGGAGAGGCCGUGCGAGUGCCACGCCGGCCAAAAGAAGUGUACCUGUUACCGACCGGGGAAGCGUGAGACCUGGCUCUUCUCGCGCUUCUCGACUGGCUGGAGCUGCGGACUGCAUGCGGACUGGACCGAGCUGACCAGCUGCGUCCCGUCGCUCAUGGACACACGAGAGCCCCCAAAGAUUCAGAACACAGCCAGGAGGAACUACUACUACAUCACCAUCCUGCGGGACCCGGUGUGGCGCUACCUGAGCGAGUGGCGGCACGUGCAGCGCGGGGCCACCUGGAAGGCGUCUCUGCACGUGUGCGACGGGCACGCCCCCACGCUGGCCGAGCUCCCCAGCUGUUACCCGGGCGACGACUGGUCCGGCUGCACCCUGGAGGACUUCAUGGACUGCCCCUACAACCUGGCCAACAACCGGCAGACGCGCAUGCUGGCCGACCUCAGCCUGGUGGGCUGCUACAACCUGACGGCCAUGAGCGAGCCGGAGCGCGGCGCCGCCCUGCUGGAGAGCGCCAAGCGCAACCUGCGGGGCAUGGCCUUCUUCGGCCUGACCGAGUACCAGCGCAAGACGCAGUACCUGUUCGAGCGCACCUUCCGGCUGGCCUUCAUCGCGCCCUUCACGCAGCUGAACGGCACGCGGGCCAGCGCCGCCGGGGCGGAGGCGGGGCCCGAGACGCAGCGGCGCAUCCGGCGGCUCAACCGCUGGGACGUGGAGCUGUACGAGUACGCCCGCGACCUCUUCCUGCAGCGCUUCCAGUGGGCGCGCCAGGAGGAGCGACGGGAGGCCCGCCUGCGCCGCCAGCGGGAGAGGCGCAGGAUGAGGGGGCGGGGCCCGCCCUGGAAGCGGGGCAGGGAGUGGCCGCAGCGGGCGGCGGCGGGGUACCCGCCCACCUCCGCGCCCGGGGAUUGGGGGCAGGAGGAGGAGGAGAGCAGGGACAGGGUUCGGGGACAGGUGCCCGCUCCAGGGUCGUGGUGGGACCCCGAGGAGAACAGUACCAUGGCUGACUAUUUGGACAAUGUGGAGCACUGGUGAUGAGGGGAAGGGCAUUGUGGGAAAUGUGGGACAGGCUGACUGAAUGUUUUGAAGCGACUGAUAAUGAGAAUCAUGAGCUGGCUUGAUUGACUUCUGCCCACUGAGAAGAUUGACCGAAUGUCACUCCCAUCAUGCAGUGCUCCUUUCCGCUUGGACUUGCAAUUGGCCAGUUUUUGAUCUGUAUUUAUUACUGUUGGUAAAGACUCAUUCGCCACAGGUGGUUCAUAGGGCUUCAGGACUUUUAAGUGAUUUCCUUCAACCUUGAAAAUGAACGUACCCGUAUAUUUUCAGUAAUGCCAGGGAUUUAUUUACAAACGUUAUUUCUAUGUAUAUGGGCUUCAUUUCCGUCCAUCUGAUAGAGACCAUGCCGGUCAGACUGUUGUUUGUUCAUAAAUCACUGGGAGCAUUGAAAUCGUCUGCAGGUACAUUCUUUCCCUACACCUGCACCUUUUUUAAAAUCCUACACCUGUGUGUACUACUGGACGUGUGCGUUUUUAUCUUCUCCUGAACUUUAGAGCUGGCCCCCUUUACCCCCACCCUGUACUUCCCAAUGAGACCCCUCCCCCCAGCCUCUCCAGAACACUGGGCUGGACUAGCAGCUGGUCCUGUAUUUAUUCUGUUUCCUGUUAAUGUUUUAUGGAAGGGUUUUUCAGUGGCUGCUCGUCUCAUUUGAUACUGAAUUACCCCGGUUCCUGUCAAUGGUUGCUAUUAAUGUUGAAAUUUAAACGUAGGUACGAAUAUCUUUGUCUUCAUUGUUUUAACACAGCGCGGGGCCGUCAACAGACCAACAUGGCCUUCGACAACUGUGUCUAUGAACCUCAGAUCUGAGCGCUGUGGAAAUGUAGCUCUCCGCGCUGAUAGGAGAUGUUUGUUUUCCACUGGUCUGGACCAGGAGAACUGUGUCCUUGGAUAAAAGAAAACCAGUUAAAAGAA
This is a messenger RNA of Anguilla anguilla (European eel), 2767 nucleotides long. RefSeq names its product heparan sulfate 6-O-sulfotransferase 2 (gene hs6st2). The record is from RefSeq and is a predicted model, not a curated record. NCBI's taxonomy places the organism in Eukaryota, Metazoa, Chordata, Actinopteri, Anguilliformes, Anguillidae. Gene Ontology annotation, molecular function: heparan sulfate 6-sulfotransferase activity. The transcript has 2 exons. Gene Ontology annotation, cellular component: membrane. The coding region runs from base 437 to 1834 and encodes 465 amino acids.